AGUUAGUUGUAAAACAUAACGGAGACGUUUGAAAGUUUUAACGACCAGAACAGGCGCAUAUAUUUGUACGGAAAAUAAUCUGUAUCACAGCGGAGCGAACAGACACCCGUGAUGUCACGCCGCGUGCAUUUGUCACAUAUUUUCUAUUCAUUCCUCUAAAACCUGAGUACAUCGAAACAAGUCCAUUGUGGGAGUCGCGCGAGACUCGCCAACACCACGCCUAACCAAUCGCUAGGAACCAUUCAUAACUAAUAUCAUGCCAUCACUAACCAAAUACUGUUAUUCCCUUAUGCUGGCCAGGACUCACUAAAGCCCAAAUAUGUCCCGAGGACAAUAUGGACAGCUUGAAUUAUUUCGAUAGUCUGAAUUAUCAGAAUCUGGACUAUCGAAGUAAAAACCCCUACGCCAUACCCGCGAAUCUAAAUCAUAAUAUAAUACCGGAGUACUUUGGCCGCGCACCGCCGAGUGUCCCGCCGCGCGCGCCCGCCGGCAGGCACGCGGACCUGCCGCAGCAGAAGCCGACGGCUGUGAAGGAAAAUCAAAAGCCCCUAGCGUUCACCAUAGACAUGAAGAAACCGGUCUCUAAGGUUUUCACCAGGCUGUUCCCGACGCCCGCAGACGAAAAGGAACCGCCCAAACUACCGCCGAGGAAUUUCCAUUUGAACCUAAACGAGAAGCCUCAGCUGAAAAGUCCCAAGCCCAACGCUCGGAGUAUAUUCAAAAAUUACAAAUCCUGUCCAGUGUCGCCGGUGUCCGAGGAGUGCAAGUGGGCGGAUAAAGUGGAACAGAGUCAGGGCAAGGGCAACGACACAGACAGGCAGAGAGCGGACGCCAAGAAGAGGAACUCGCUGAGCUUCUUCGUUGGUCUGGAUAAAGCGAAAGACAGCAGGAGCAUUGUGGACACUAUAAAGAGUGACACGGAGAAAAUGAUAGCGGAAAUAACGAGGAAGUACGGAGAUCUAGACGAGUACGAACCGGGGCUGCAUGAGGACUUAGAUCUGCAGCCGACCAAGGAGGUCGACGAUAAGGACGACGGAAACUUCUCGUCAGACUCACUAGAGGACUGCAGUCUCAGUCAGGACGUUAGCUGCAAAAAUAAACUUCUGUCCAAGAAGAUAUGUAAGAAACAUAACAAAGCGAGAGGCGGCCUGCCGAGGCGAGCCGUGUCCAACUAUGAAAUAUAUGGCGCGUACGAUCAGCCAGCGGGUCCCUUGAGACUCGGCGGGUCGGAGAAGAGUUCGACGUUGCCGCGUAACAUGCCGUCGAAUCUAGACAACAUCGUAGAUGAAGACGCGAACCUCACUUGUGCGAUGUACAGGUGUCAGAGCGUGCUGACCAAGCGAUGCGUCACCAGGUCGAACGAGUCGGUCCUCAGCGAUCAUUCUAACUGCUCGAGUGUUUCCAACGAGAUAUUCCUCAAGUACGGCAACGAAGCCUCCUUCCAGCAAGCCAAGUUCGCAGACAGCCGAUACAAUCUGAACGGUUCUCAGAACUGUUCGUUCGAGAACCUCAACGAACCGGACAUGAGUUACUUGGAGAACCACAGACACAGCAGCGCCAGUUUCUUCCUGAAUCAGAAGAAAUAUAUGAAAAACAGCUGCAGCCAGGAGUCCGUGCUGUCCGACGAAUAUCUGGACAACGACAUGCAGAUGUCGCGGACCAACUGCAACUCAUUGGAGAGUGUUCUCUCCGACGACUCCGAAUGCACGAAGAGCGCGCCUCUAGAAAUGUUGUUCGAGGCCGCGAAACCAGGCCGUCAUAAAAAUAAAUGUGCUGGAGUGACCAACAGCCAAAGUUGCUACGAAUUCGACAAUCAAUCGAAGAGUUACGGCUCCAGUCCGAAUAAUGUUCAGUAUUUGACCGGAUAUAUGUACAAUAAUUACUUCCAAGAACCUUCUAGUCCGCGGGCGGAUUACAAAGAACCCAAUACGGUGGUAGCGUCUAAACCUCCGAUAAACAAAGUCUACGGCUUCGACAUACCGACAGGAGAAUUCUCAGGACAUAAAACAGUCACUCGCUCUAAAAGCUUAUACGAUUCGUCGUCGAAGCAACCUCCGCCAGCAAAAAAUAUAGCGUAUUACUUCGACGGGAACAACAUACAGCAAUAUAAAGCGGAAACUAAAAAAGACGAGAUACCACGAUUGAGUAAAGUAGACGAGAUUCCUCGGCUGAAUAGAGUCGACUAUAUGGCGAGCACCAGCAAGUCACUUCAACCGAAAUUCGCUGAUAAACACAAGUACAGGAGUGAAAUGGAAGGCUGUGACAACAAUGCGAUGGUGAAGUCUAAGAGCUGCAGCUUCGAGGUGGUGCUGGAACCGGCCUCGAAGCCGAAUCCCUUGAAGAAUUUAAUGGAAAAACGAAAUUCACACGUCAAGAAAAAUCUACAGAAGUUCGAGGAACAAAUACGAAAGAGCUCUCAGAGUAAAGUUAGUAAAAACCAGCUCAAUAAAGAAAAGGCUAACGUAGCCAAAUAUAACAAUGCCACGAAAAGCCUGGAGAGGGAUUCCGGACAAAAGAUCGGCUACACUAAAAUAACUAUGGAAUUCGUACCGCACAAGCCGCCCAAGCCGAUCAAGAGAACGUCUUCUGUUAAAAUGAAUAACCGACUGAAGGCUGGCUUAGAAAAAUCUACCUACAGCUCGUCCAUAUCCUCACAGUACAAAGCGAAGUUAGAUGGUUUACAGAACAAGAACUACAUCUCGAACAGGAAACAGGAAGACAAGAAUUCCAACGUCGAAGACCCUUCGGACAGCACGGAGAGAACGUUCGACGUAUUCGUCAAGGAGAAAGAUAUUAACGAAAAUAGAUCCGAGAUACAAAUGGACAGCUUGGAAGUUUAUGCGAUGCAGAGAAUAGAAAGGAUGAAUCAGGUGAGCAUGGACUCCCUGGACGUCAUAGAAGACAAUCACGACUUCGCCAAAGACUCGUUGGACUACUACGGAGACCAAGAUAACAAAUAUUAUAAUAAGGUCGUUAAAGACAAAUCUAAUAUUAAUUACGUCAAAAAUGAAUUAGACAAGCCCUGCAACAGCGGGCACCACAUCGCGUCCAAAGAAAACAUAGCGCCGGGAUUCAGCGACGAGGUGAAGAAGUUUAAAUACAUCGAACGCAAGCUGGAGAUCAUAAACAAGCUUGUGGAGAUGGAGGAGCGGAAGAUACUGCAGGAGAAGGUGUUAAAAGAGUUCAGGAUGAGGCCACUGAGAGCUAACAUCAACGACGGGAAGGGCGUCGUUAAAGUACUGUCCAGGAAAUUCGAAAAAUUGGCGACAAAACAGAGUACCGUGCCAAAUUUUGCAUCGCUGACCCUAGAGGAAGCCGAUACGGACACCGAGAACUCGGAUAACAAAGAAAUCAAACGGAAUUUAAGUCUUCCCGAUAUCUUGGACAUGGAUCAGAUCGGUCUGACGGUAGGCGGAGUGGACGUCUCCAACGAGGCCGGUAACACCAACCUGGACGUGGAAGAAGAGGUCCCGGAAACAAAACUAAAUAAUACAUUCCAAAACGUAGCGAGGCCUCUGAAACCACUGACGCACAGAGUUUACAACGAAAUGGUCAUACCCAAGACGGACGUGCACCUGGACAGCGAGAACUACGAGUCGUCCACCACCAGCUCCAGCUGCACGAACUCGCCUAAACGUAUAUCUAUAUACGGGUUCAACCGACCGAAGACCCCGUUCAGGAAAAUAUUAAGGGCUCCGACGCCUCGCGUGUGUUCAGAGACUCCGUGUUAUAGAAUGAGGCCGAUGUUGUCAGGGCCUGGCGUCAGGGGUCUGUUCCGUAAGCUCCCCGCAACACCCGUCCUGCCUUCGAAAUUCUCUCCACUAACAGGUUGGCUCGCAUGGUUAGAUGUCGUAUUGUGUAGCGCCUUCUUAUUUAGUUCCUAGCGCGUCACACCCAGGUCUUGGAAGUGUAGUGAUGUACCGCCUUCCAUCACAACACGUCACAGAUCACCGCCUCGUUUUUGCGGAGCAUGUUUUUGGUUCAUUAUUUUUAUUUUGCACGAAUUGUCAGUUUUCGUUAGUUUGUUAUCCGAUAUCUUAUAAACGCAUGUGUAAC
Molecule: messenger RNA, 4056 nt
Organism: Danaus plexippus (monarch butterfly)
Lineage: Eukaryota; Metazoa; Arthropoda; Insecta; Lepidoptera; Nymphalidae
Exons: 1
Coding region: 336-3884 (1182 amino acids)
Source: RefSeq, a predicted model, not a curated record